AUGCCCAAAAGCACAAGCAGGAGAACGCGCGGCGCCGUCGAGCGCAACAGCGUCAUCAAGGCAACGAAUGCGAAAAUGCUCCAAUCAAAAGCCUCAAAGAUGCUCGCCCAGUACGAGGAGGUGAAUCGCAUCUUCGACGCCCAAUUCCCCCAGAUGGCCGAGGAGCUGUCUCGGCGCCGGCGUAGCACCCAGACGUGCUCGCCUCCCUACUGCUGUUCGAGCCCGAGCUCCGACAACUCAAGCUCCAACCAACCGUCAUCUCCCUCAUCCUCCGGUGACCUACCACCACCGUCAACGUGGGGCGAGGCCCCCUCCUCGAGCAUGGCGCCGGACCACUUCCUCCCCGUGUUUUGCCCCUGGCCCGACGGCGUCGGCGACGGCACGCUGCCGCCCAUGACCGGGACCAUGCUCCCCAUGGCUCUGGAUGCGAGCGACUACCUCUUCAUGUCCGACAUGGAGGGCCCGGCUUCCGAAACCUUUGAUCAAUGGCUGACCACCGACGGCAUGGUGCUGGAAGAUGAUGUGCUCUGGCAAGACUUUCCGCCCUCCUGCGACGCCUGGUGGCAGCUGAGCGCGGCCCCGUGCGAGUCGGUCGAUGUCGUCGAGCUUCGGGAGCAGGCCGAGUCGAUGGUCGGCUGCGGGCGCGGAAAACGCAUCGAUCACAUCGUCACGGACCUCGGCCGGCUCGGCUGCCGGCUUAGGGACCAUGCAAAGGAGCAGAUGAUCGCUGCCGGAGGGCGUGUCGCUGCGUGUUAG
Molecule: messenger RNA, 756 nt
Organism: Drechmeria coniospora
Lineage: Eukaryota; Fungi; Ascomycota; Sordariomycetes; Hypocreales; Ophiocordycipitaceae
Exons: 1
Coding region: 1-756 (251 amino acids)
Source: RefSeq, a predicted model, not a curated record